AUGUUCCUUGGCCGCAAAUCCCCGCGACGUCUUUAUAGGCACAACACAAUGCCUACUUCUGGACUGACUUUCAAUGAAAAUUUAUUAAGAGAAGCGAGAGACUUAAAGAGAUCCCAAACAAAUUCAGAAGGAAAUUGUUGGCCCAACAGUAAAAAUCCGCCAAUUUUUAAAAAAGAACUAGAAGUAAUAUGCCAAUCUGUACUAAAUGUAACAUCUAUAAUGAUAAUUAUCCGUAUUGCGACUGUUUUACUAUAAUAGAAAGUGGCAGAUCUUCCCUAAAUACCCAGGACAGUCCUGGCUAUAGAGAAAUUGAUAUUUUAAAGACACAUACUCCAGAAAACCUCAAGGCGGAUAAAGAAAAUGAGGUAGAGUUCGAUAUGUCUGCAGCAAGAGGCUUCUGCCUUAAAUGUAAAAAACAAGUGACUAUUAUGCUAUUUUAUUUGGUUUUAUAAAUAUAAUAAAAGAACUGUAAAGGAUUUUGUGAGAAAUAUUAAAUAAGUGUGAUUUUUUUCGAAAGAAUUUUAUUUAAAUUAUAAUAUAACAACUGAGAAGAAAAAAGGCUGGAGGGCUUACUGCUGUCUAGCAAGCUCAGAUAAAAAUAGAACUGCUAAAAUCUGUAGUCGGUGUAUGAGUGAUAUUAAUCAAACUAAUGCUUAA
Molecule: messenger RNA, 657 nt
Organism: Blepharisma stoltei
Lineage: Eukaryota; Ciliophora; Heterotrichea; Heterotrichida; Blepharismidae
Source: the annotation of a GenBank genome assembly